Oncorhynchus kisutch (coho salmon) is the source of this 1593-nucleotide messenger RNA. RefSeq names its product homeobox protein XHOX-7.1-like. Gene Ontology annotation, cellular component: nucleus. NCBI's taxonomy places the organism in Eukaryota, Metazoa, Chordata, Actinopteri, Salmoniformes, Salmonidae. The transcript is spliced from 2 exons. Gene Ontology annotation, molecular function: RNA polymerase II transcription regulatory region sequence-specific DNA binding; DNA-binding transcription factor activity, RNA polymerase II-specific. The record is from RefSeq and is a predicted model, not a curated record. Bases 124 to 972 code for a protein of 282 amino acids. Gene Ontology annotation, biological process: embryonic morphogenesis; regulation of transcription by RNA polymerase II.
AGUGCUCGCCAGAGUGUUCAGAUAAACAUGAGGAUGCCACUAGCAUAGAAGCAAUCCAGCAAUUUAUGUGACUCAACUUUUAAAUUCUUCGAUUGUUUACCCCCAAGUAAAGGCCGAAUCUGUAUGGCCCCAACUGUUGCCAUGUCAGCUUUAUCCGGUGGCUUGAAAACAGAAGACAUUCCCUCACGUUCGGGUCUCGUUGGCACAGGAGAGAUGCAGACCAAUUUGAGCAGGGUGGCAGAGGAGAAAGGGAUAAAGCCCAAAGUAGCGAUUCUUCCCUUCAGCGUCGAGGCUCUGAUGGCCGACAGGAAACCGAGCAGAGACUUUUCAUCUCCAGAAAGAUCAUCCAUGUCGGGGUCAUCCCUGACGCUAGGCUCAAGGAUGGGCUCGCUUUCGAGACUGGAUAACUCGGCCCCCUCCCUGGCCAUCGGGUCGCUGUUCUCAGUAGGCGACAUGAACAUGCAAGAGGACGCAUUGGUUAAACGCGAGAGUCCAGAAAGUCAAGACCGAAAUUCUUGGAUACAGAGCCCUCGCUUUUCGCCUACUCCUCCACGAAGGCUAAGUCCCCCCUCCUGUCCACUGAGAAAGCACAAGACCAACAGAAAGCCCCGGACCCCUUUCACCACGUCCCAGCUCCUGGCUUUGGAGAGGAAGUUUCGACAGAAGCAGUACCUCUCCAUCGCCGAGCGCGCAGAGUUUUCCAGUUCGCUCAACCUGACGGAGACGCAGGUGAAAAUAUGGUUUCAGAACAGACGAGCCAAAUCUAAGAGGCUCCAGGAGGCAGAACUGGAAAAACUGAAAAUGGCAGCCAAGCCAAUGCUGCCUCCAGCGUUCGGGAUUUCCUUUCCUUUCGGUGCGCACGUCCCCUCGUCUUAUGGAGGGUCGCACCACUUUCAGAGGCACUCCCUACCAGUGUCUCCCAUGGGACUGUAUGCAGCUCAUGUCGGAUACAGCAUGUAUCACCUCGCCUGAAGGAAGGACCUAUUUUGUGCCAUUUAGACUAUGAAGUGCUUCAACAUAGAACCACAUCGCCAAAUUACUAUCUGGUGUUAAAUAUUUUGACUGGAUAGUCAUGAGUAAGGACUGCCUUGUAGUAGUGCUAUGUUUUCCUCGGUAUGUCAAGUAUAUACAUCUACUUUGCCAUUAGUUUGAUGCCACGGUUGAUUAUUGGGUCACUAAAACUCACUGGCUACCCGAGUCCACCCAAAAGUUAAAGUUAGACCAUCCCAACGUUCUACGCACCAGCAUGGGGUUUUUCACCAACACACAUAAGACCCAAAGGUAGGUUGGGCUUUCAUCACUAAUGUGGACUGUUGUCACUACAGACUAAGAUGCUAUACUUUUCAUGUGCAUCUUUGUCAAUGCAUAAAAUAGUGGCUUAUACUGAAUCCAAAGUCAAUGAACGCUCUUUGUUAAAUUAGAAGAACCACAGCAUUUUUUAUAUAUUAUAACAGCACUGUCUGUUGUUUGAAUGAUUCCCUUCAGAAGGGAUUUGUGUACUGUAAAAUACUGUAUAUUUGAAAAAUAUCCUCAUUUAUAUUGAAUAUAUUUGUGACAUAAAUUAACAAUAAAUUGUUUAUUCUUUUUCAUUGA